AAGCCCAGCAAAAUCAACCCAUUAUGGACAAAACACAGCAUCAAGUACGUCUGGGCCCAGCAAGGCCAACUACAGCAGCUACCAAGAAAUAAUCGCCAACUCCCUCCUAAACCUGGGCCAGAUAGCAGAGGAAACCCUCGCCAUCGAGGGGCAGCUGCCCGAAGCAGAGCUGCAGGUCUCCAAGCCACCAUCUGACGUUGUGCAUUUGGUCCAUGAGGAUGCGGGAGAGGAGCUGGUGGAAGAGGAGUGCGACAAGGAGAUCAUCAUCCAGACAGAGGAUGCGGAGGAGGUCAUCGAGGUCACCAGCGAGCGCAGCAGCGAGUUGUGUCCAGAGCACCGGGAUGAUGCCACCUGCGAGGAGUCCUGUAAACUGGAGAAGGCUGAGGCAGAAGAAGAGGAUGAGGAGGAGGAGGAAGAGGAUGAUGAGGAGGAGGAAGAGGAGGAGGAGGAUGAUGAUGAUGAGGAAGAAGAGGAAGAAGAUGAGGAUGAAGAGGAGGAGGAGAUGGCUCCUGAAGUGAUCUGCGAAGAAGCUCCUCACACUUCUCAGGACACCCAGAAAAGCCACUGUGAAGGGCAGUUCAGCCCGAAGCCCGAGUACUCGGUCAUCGUGGAGGUCCGGUCGGACGAUGACAAGGACGACGACGCGCGGUCCCAGAAAUCAGCCGUGACCGACGAGUCAGAGAUGUACGACAUGAUGACGAGGGGGAACCUGGGGCUGCUGGAACAAGCCAUCGCGCUGAAAGCCGAGCAGGUGAAAAUCGUGCGGGAGCCCAGCCGGCUGCCAGGAGAACACGUAAAGCACUUCCAGGUGGAUGACAAACAGAGCAAACCGCUGGACAGCAUCCGAAAGAGCUACUACGGCAAAGAUCCUUCGAGACCCGAGAAGCGAGAAAUCAAAUGUCCAACUCCUGGCUGUGACGGGACUGGCCACGUCACGGGGCUUUACCCUCACCACCGCAGCCUCUCCGGCUGCCCGCACAAAGACAGGAUCCCCCCCGAGAUCCUGGCGAUGCACGAGAACGUGUUGAAAUGCCCCACCCCAGGCUGCACAGGACAGGGUCACGUCAACAGCAACCGCAACACGCACAGGAG
Molecule: messenger RNA, 1092 nt
Organism: Lepidothrix coronata (blue-crowned manakin)
Lineage: Eukaryota; Metazoa; Chordata; Aves; Passeriformes; Pipridae
Product: myelin transcription factor 1-like
Exons: 3
Biological process (GO): regulation of transcription by RNA polymerase II
Cellular component (GO): nucleus
Molecular function (GO): DNA-binding transcription factor activity, RNA polymerase II-specific; RNA polymerase II cis-regulatory region sequence-specific DNA binding; zinc ion binding
Source: RefSeq, a predicted model, not a curated record